AUGACAGUCUUGAAAUUCCCACCAGAUGACCUGCUUUGCGGGGUAUGUGGAGCCAGAGUUACGUCUCGAGAAAAGCUCGAAAACCAUCUGAAAUCUGCACACGACUUCCAGGUCUAUUGGUUAUGCUCUCUCUGUGAUGAGAAGGAAGCUUCCUCUGCGAAGACUAUGUCUUCCCACUAUACAAAAUGCAAGAGGAAACUCGGCCAGAGGGCUAACGGGGCACCUUUUCAAGAUUCACCCCGCCCUGGACCCAGUGGAGCGAUCGAUUCAACUCGACAUCCGGAGCCGCCGGCGCAGACACACCACGAGGACAAGGGGGCACCUUUUCAAGAUUCACCCCAGCUUGAUCCCGAUGGUGCGAUCAUUAUGUCUGCGCCUGAACCACGGAGAGUAGCUGAAUUCACUGGAAGUGCGAUGUCGCAGCAUCCCCCCACUUCCCUUGGGGUGGAAGUAGCGCAAGUCUUUUCCCAUGGGAGAUGGACCGAAUCAGAGGUGGCAGCGCUGGCUCAGCUGGAGGUCGCCCUCGGCUCGAACCCUUUCAUGAAGCAAGAAUUGACCAAGGUUUUUCCCACCAGAAGCCUUAUGGCAAUCAGAAUGAUGAGGCACCAGGAAAGAUACAAACGUGCCCUGCAGAGGAUCAAAGAAGCAGUGUCCACGCAGUUGGUCACGAAUGCAGACAAUGAAGUCAGGGAGGAGGAAACUAUAGUGUUCAGUGUGGAUGAGAUUAUGGAAGAUAUGGAGGAAGCUGGACUCCACAAUAGAACCUUAGCCACCAACCUGGCUAAUGUCCCCAUGAGUAUGGGAGACUGGUCAGAGACUACUAGACACUUUGGUGUGGCAGUAAAAGACGGGACCCAGCGGACCAGAGGAAGGCCAAAGAGGAAUGUCACCUUACCCAAGACCUGGAACGCCAGAAGAAGGGCCGUGUUCAGAGAACACCAACGACUAUACAAAUUAGGCUCAAAGGUGCUAGCUCUCCAAUUGAUCAUGGAUCAGGAGGGAGAUGGCCAGAGAGUCACUCUAAAAGAUGUCCACGAGCUCUACGACCCACUAUUCUCGUCCAAAUCCAGAAGGAUUGAGGGGGAUUUGAGGUCAGAUGGUAAAACAUCUGUUGAAGUUACCCCAUUCCUCCCGGACGAAGUCAUCUGGGCUAUGAAGAGCCUUGAUAAAAGAGCAGCUCCGGGUCCCGACGGACUCACGCGGACAGACUUGGCAAAGAUACCGCCAAAGAUCCUGACCCAUAUCCUCAAUAACUUCUUGGCGUUCCAAGACAUUCCCGAGGAGAUGAAAGCCUCUCGCACGGUAUUUAUACCGAAAAAGGCCAACCCGUAG
Ornithodoros turicata is the source of this 1332-nucleotide messenger RNA. RefSeq lists its product as uncharacterized. The coding region runs from base 1 to 1332 and encodes 443 amino acids. The record is from RefSeq and is a predicted model, not a curated record. Lineage: Eukaryota; Metazoa; Arthropoda; Arachnida; Ixodida; Argasidae. The transcript has a single exon.